Messenger RNA from Corylus avellana, 3905 nucleotides. It is a transcript of the gene CIP111, whose product is annotated as Cam interacting protein 111. The record is from RefSeq and is a predicted model, not a curated record. Gene Ontology annotation, cellular component: chloroplast; cytoplasm. NCBI's taxonomy places the organism in Eukaryota, Viridiplantae, Streptophyta, Magnoliopsida, Fagales, Betulaceae. Gene Ontology annotation, molecular function: ATP binding; ATP hydrolysis activity.
UAUGCUGAAGCUAUUGCCUUAUUUCCCAAGAAUAUUUAGAUCUUCGCUAUCGAAAUAAAGUAGGUGAAAAAAGUGUUUGAUUGGCAGCCAAAAAUUAUCAACUUUUUGAUUAAUCAAUUUGAGUUCAGAAGCUCUUCUGUCUGUCUGAGAUUGAGGUUUUGCGAUUUCAAAGCUUUUAUAGAGGGAAAACAUGGCGCCCAAGACAAAGAAGCAUUCCAAGGCAAAGUCGAGGCUGUUAAACGCUGACCAGUCUGUGUCUCCUCGGACACCAAAUUUUGAAGUUGAAGCCACUGAGGAGGAUCUUUUCCGCGCUCUUGAAGAAGCUUCUUGCGAAUAUCCUGCUCUCAUUGCCAAAUCUGCUAUUAUUGCAAAAGUUGUUGAUGUUGAUGUCGAUCCCAAGCCCAAAAGCUGUAUGAUUUGGCUUUCAGAGAGUGCCAUGAUUGCAUCUUCCCUUGCCCCUUUGUCCAUCGUAUCGGUGUCACUUGCUUCUUCAACGAAGAACUUUUCAUCAAGCUUUCCACUUAGCUCAUUAGCAGAUGAAUGUGCUGCAUCUUUUGGGAUUGAUACAGUAGAGAAAACGGCUAAUGAAGUGGGGAGCUACUUUGCUCUUGCGACAGUUUAUCCUUCUAGUAAGGUUUUGAAGAAUGAAGUGCGAUUGUCUUCCAACCUUUCCUACACCAUGGGUUGUCCUACUUUAGGCAGUGUUGUGUUUGUUUACCCUAUAGAAAGCCAAUUUCCAUCCAGUCCUGUAAAUGGACAUGACACACCAAAUGGCACCAGAGUUGGCUCUUUUGCUCUAUACAACUGUAAGGAAUUGCAUCUAGAGCUGGUUCCUUCGAAGAAUGAGUCAACAUUGCCAAGUAAUAUGUUGUCUUCCAUGAACUUCCCUGCAGAAAAACCUCGUGAUCCAUUUGAAAUUGGAAUGGUUUCAUCCCCUAAAACUCCAUUGCAUCAGUCAAAACUUAGCUCUUCUAGUACUAGUCACACAACAUCACCAAUACGCGGAAAUUCAGUAUCAUGUUUACCAAAUCCAAGCAGUUCAUCUAUGGAUUCAUUUGAUAUUAAGGAGGUAAUAGGGUAUAAAAGUGCUAAGAAAGCUCUGCAUGCAUAUUUUCGUUUGUGGUUGUUUUCUCGUAAUCUGUUCUGUGGAAAUUUUGUCACCAUCCCGAUGUUUCCCGAGCUUUCUAUUUUUCGCGUGAUAGGUGCUAAACAAUUGUCAGCAAAGAGUAGUAGCCAUAAUUAUACGAAUGAGAAAAGUCAACAUUUGCUCUUUGAAGAUCCUGAGCUGGUGGACCAUGUGAACCAUGCUUUUGUUGUAAACCAAGAUACAGAAGUCUGUCUGCAUUUUCCAUCCAAUGUGUUGUCUGAAACUUCUCAAAAAGGAGGUUUCUCAGGUGUUGAACUUGAAUAUAAGGAUGUUAAAGCUAAUGUGGUGGACAAUACUUUGAAGUUGGGUGGUCUUUCUAAAGAAUAUGCAAUUUUGAAAGAUAUAAUAGUCUCCUCAUCAGUGAAGGACACUUUGUCGAGUUUUGGUUUACGAACUACAAAGGGAGUGCUUCUGCAUGGCCCUCCUGGCACGGGAAAGACUUCUUUAGCUCGGCUGUGUGCCCGUGAUGCUGGUGUCAGACUUUUCUCUGUGAAUGGACCUGAAAUUGUGAGUAAAUUUUAUGGAGAAAGUGAGAAAGCUUUGCUUGAAGUUUUUGAGUCAGCAAGCCAAGCAGCACCUGCCAUGGUAUUCAUCGAUGAGUUGGAUGCCAUUGCCCCUGCUCGGAAAGAUGGAGGUGAAGAGCUAUCUCAAAGAAUGGUUGCUACGUUGUUAAAUUUGAUGGAUGGGAUUAACAGAACUGAUGGAUUGAUUGUAAUUGCUGCAACCAAUAGGCCUGAUAGUAUUGAGCCUGCACUGAGACGACCUGGAAGACUAGACAGGGAAAUUGAAAUAGGUGUGCCAUCUCCAAAGCAGCGGUUAGAUAUAUUGCUUACUCUUCUUGGUGAAAUGGAACACUCUCUUUUAGACAUGCAAGUUGAACAUCUUGCUAUGGUCACACAUGGAUAUGUGGGUGCUGAUCUAGCUUCCCUAUGCAAUGAGGCAGCAUUGGUUUGUCUCAGGCGUUAUGUUAAAUUUAAAUAUUCUUGUCAUGAUUUGGUCUCCAGUUCAGCAUCUGUUGCAUGUGAAGGUUGUUCCGAUGUUAUAACCGAUGGAUCUGAUUGCUUAGAAGUUACAAGAGAUAUUUCAAGGGAUUAUGCAGAUUCAGCAACUUCUUCUGUUUCAAAUUUGUCUGUUUACUCAGAGAUUCGACCACCCUUUCCCUUGAAGGGCACUGUUCCAGAACAUGUAGAUCACAUCAUAGAUGGCUUUGAAGAAGAGUGUAUGUUAAGAGUAGCUUUUGAAGAUUUUGAAAAGGCCAGGAUCAAAGUGAGGCCCAGUGCCAUGCGGGAGGUAAUACUUGAGGUUCCAAAGGUCAAUUGGGAAGAUGUUGGCGGCCAAAGCGAGGUUAAAACUCAAUUAAUGGAAGCUGUGGAGUGGCCUCAAAAACACCAGGAUGCAUUCAAGCGUAUUGGAACUCGUCCCCCAACAGGGAUCUUGAUGUUUGGUCCUCCUGGUUGCAGCAAAACCCUCAUGGCACGUGCAGUAGCCUCUGAAGCAGGAUUGAAUUUCCUUUCCGUGAAGGGUCCAGAACUUUUCAGUAAAUGGGUUGGUGAAUCUGAGAAGGCUGUAAGAUCACUAUUCGCAAAAGCAAGGGCGAAUGCCCCAUCAAUUAUCUUUUUUGACGAAAUUGAUGGUCUUGCUGUCAUCCGUGGCAAGGAAAGUGAUGGGGUUUCAGUUUCUGAUAGGGUUAUGAGUCAGCUUCUUGUUGAACUGGAUGGUUUGCAUCAAAGAGUUGAUGUUACUGUUAUUGCUGCUACAAACCGACCAGACAAGAUUGAUCCUGCCCUUUUAAGACCAGGACGCUUUGACCGGCUGCUAUAUGUGGGGCCUCCAAAUAACGCUGACCGAGAAGAGAUAUUCCACAUCCAUUUACGCAAAAUUUCAUGUAGUUCUGACAUCAGCAUAAUGGAGCUGGCUAGUCUCACAGAAGGCUUCACUGGGGCUGAUAUAUCAUUGAUCUGCCGGGAGGCAGCUGUUGCAGCUAUUGAGGAGUGCCUUGAUGCUUCAGAAGUAACAAUGCAACAUUUAAAGACUGCAAUUAGACAAGUACAGCCAUCAGAAAUUCACUCUUGUGAAGAGCUAUCUGCAAAAUUUCAAAGGCUUGUUUGUUCUACUGCAACAGAACAUGAAUUAGUAUUUCAGCAGUAUUCUAGCAAAUCAAACUGGCUUCCCAUCUGGAACCUUGUAAAGUCUGUUGCACUCUUCCUUUAUCAAUUCCCAGCAGCCCUUUUACUCUCAAAGUCUGCUUCAAGUGUUUAGCCCAACUUUACUGCAGCUCAGUCAUCUGAAAGCACAAAGGAAGAGAAGACUACACAUUGUCCGAUUUCAAUCAAUAGGGUUUUUGAGGUGGUUAAGGCUAGGGAUUGUUUGGGGCUUCAAAAGGAAAAAUGACUAAUACAAUUACAACGUACGCAUCAUUUUGAUGAGGCUGGGAAGCUCCAAUUGCAGUCCGACUCAGCUUUCUGAUGGACCCCAGAUAUCCCCUUAUGAUAAUUUUGCAAUUUGGGGGUGGGGUGGGGGGGUUGUGGAUUACACGUGUCAUUAGAGCAUGAGGGGGUACCCCGUUGACCGGCUGUGGAAACCAUGACUGCAGAAAAGCACUUGGCAGAGGCAUAUCCUCAGACUUGAAUCUCCAUCGCCAGAAUUUCCAAAUUAUGACCUUUGUACAUAUAUAAUAGGAAAUUUUUUGUGCAUGAAAUUGACCUUCAACAGGAUGGAAAAAUGGGUUGGAUAAAUGAAGUCUCCUCAUAUUCUCCUA